Callithrix jacchus (white-tufted-ear marmoset) is the source of this 2188-nucleotide messenger RNA. RefSeq names its product oleoyl-ACP hydrolase (gene OLAH). The record is from RefSeq and is a predicted model, not a curated record. Gene Ontology annotation, biological process: lipid biosynthetic process. NCBI's taxonomy places the organism in Eukaryota, Metazoa, Chordata, Mammalia, Primates, Cebidae.
CUCAAAGUCAUCCCUUUCUUCUUAAUUUUCUUCAUUCCUGCCUCCCUCUUAAACACUGUGUUCCUUCCUCAACCAUCAGAGUAUUCCUGGCCAGCUCGCUCAACUCUCAUGAGGUUCCUAAGGCUUCUCUGUUGAUGCCAGUGAACAACGUUGGUGCUCAGCCCAGAUUCCCUGUUGACUAGAGUGGGUACAGCCCAAUCUCAGCAGCAAACCCCAGAGAGGUUCCCAGGCUACUGGUGCUUUUUCCACGGGCAAAGAGAAGUCCCUGAAGCUUCCCUUUAGAGUGGGUUAGAAUUAUCCCAUUAUCAUCAGCACGAAAGGACACUCUCAGUUCUUGUCUUCCUUGAUCUCUUAGAAGCAUUCCACACCCCCCCCUUUUUUUUUUUUUUUUUGAGACAGAGUUUCACUCUGUUGCCCAUGCUAGAGUGCAGUGGUACAAUCUUGGCUCACUGCAAACCACCUCCUGGAUUCAAGCGAUUCUCCUGCCUCAGCCUCUCGAGUAGCUGGCAUUACAGGUAAGCAUCACCAAACCAAGCUCAUUUUUGUAUUUUUAGUAGAGGUGGGGUUUCACCAUGUUGGCCAGGAUGGUCUCGAACUCCUGAACUCAGGUGGUCCGCUGACUUCUGCCUCCCAAAGUACUGGGAUUACAAGCAUGAGCCACCAAGCCCCACCAGAUUCUUUUCUUAAGAUCAAGUCCAAACUUCUUAAAAUUGCUUGCUUAUAAAGUCACUGGCAAUCUGCCUCCUAUUGUCUCAUUUCUUCUUUUAUCACUUGCUCUCCCACAUUCUGCCUUCCAGUUAUAUGUAACUUCUUUCAUUUUCCUAAUAGAUGGUGCAUUGUCUCUCUUCUGGCCUCAGCCCACGCUGUUCUUCCUGCUCGUUGUUAUCCUCUUACUGUUUGUUCAUAAUGUUCUCAGGUGGCCUCAUUUUCCGUGAACCUCUCUCCUUCAGGUUGUUUGCUCAGAGUUCAUCUCAAAGCCUGGCAAGCUGAGCGGAGGUUUUACAUCUCAAGGGGAACUGAGUGCUGCAGAGCAUGGAACAUACCGAAGAGACCAGCAAUCUUGCACUCUCACCUCACAGCAUGGAGAAAGGAGACCAAGCUGGGAAAACCAGGAAUGAGAAAGUUCUCAACUGCUUAUACAAAAAGCCUGAGGCCAUUUUUAAGCUGAUUUGCUUUCCUUGGGCAGGAGGUGGCUCCACUCAUUUUGCCAAAUGGGGCCAAGACACUCAAGAUUUGCUGGAAGUGCAUGCCAUAAGGCUUCCUGGAAGAGAAAGCCGAACUGGAGAACCUUUGGUAACUGACAUCUACCAGAUAAUUGAUGAAAUUACUUGUGCCAUGCUGCCAGUCAUCCAGGGUAAACCAUUUGCACUUUUUGGCCACAGUAUGGGAGCCUACAUUGCUUUUAAGACUGCACUGCACCUAAAAGAAAAGCAUAAACUAGAACCACUGCAUUUAUUUUUGUCAAGUGCCUUUUCUCCACAAGCAAAGGCCCAGAUUCAAAUUCUUAUAGAUAAAGCAUUGUCAGAUGAACAAAUUUGUCACUACCUUGCGGAUUUUGGAGGCACCCCCAUGAAUUUUCUUGAAGACAAGGAACUUCGGCAACAAUAUAUGCCCAUUAUGAUGGCAGAUGUGAACAUUGUUAGUAGAUGCAUCUCUGAGAGUCCAUCUAAGACUAUUCUUUCUUGUGACUUAACAUGUUUUCGUGGAUCUGAAGACAUAGACAUAGCAAAGGACACUGAAGGAUGGAAAGAUGUAACCACUGGAAGUAUAAACAUCCAUGAGCUUCCAGGAGAUCACUUUUAUUUUAAGAAUCCUGCUAACGAGAAGUUCAUCAAGAACUACAUAACCAAGUGUCUAGAAGUAUCAUCGCUUGUCGAUUUUUAGAUAUUUUUCCUUUCCACUUUUAAAAUAAUCAAAGUGAUAUGAUAUUCUUCUCAGUUAUUCAGAUGUGGCUCAAAUGAGAAAUGUGGCUCAAAUAUUAGAAAUGUAUAAUUUCUAAUAUUCCAGUAUUCGAAAUUAUACAUUUUCUACUGUCAGGGAGAUUCGUUAUAUAAAUAUAUGUAUGUAUCUAGGGACAGAGGUCUACCAGUAAAGAAUACUUCUGGUAGAGUCUUGUGUCUUCAUAUUAAAAUCUCACUUGAUUCUGCUUGUUUGGAAAUUUGUCAAUAAAAUUCAUGAUUGGUAAAUU